Molecule: messenger RNA, 3258 nt
Organism: Phyllopteryx taeniolatus (common seadragon)
Lineage: Eukaryota; Metazoa; Chordata; Actinopteri; Syngnathiformes; Syngnathidae
Product: axonemal dynein light intermediate polypeptide 1-like
Exons: 6
Coding region: 198-968 (256 amino acids)
Cellular component (GO): filopodium; axoneme
Molecular function (GO): dynein heavy chain binding
Source: RefSeq, a predicted model, not a curated record
ACGUGAUGACGUCACAUUCCCUGACGUAUUCACCAGUGGCAAGAUUACAAAUAGUAAACAACACUUGUAACUCAGUUUGGUGUAAUGUAAUUCUUUAAAAGUGGCCCAGCGGGGACGCUAAAAAAACGAGAGAUGGGAUGGCUCUUCGGGAAUUUCUUCUGUAAAUAUAAAAAUUCAAAUGUUUUUUGGAGAGCACAAUGAAUGCACCCGCCGAAUCUCUCCUCAAAUACGAUCGACCAAUUUUAGUUCCAAAAAGUGCUGAUAAAAAAUCGGCAAAGGGACAACCUGCAAAAGUGCUCAAGUCAAAACCUCAGCAGCAUGCAGACUCUUUGCCAGGUCCUCGUAAAUCCAUAACAGCCACAUUUGAUGACAUCAGGCAGAAAAAUGAGGACAUUCUCAACUUCAUGUUUCCACCCAGGAGAUGGGAGGAAGCGAACAGAGAGUGGGUGCAGAGAGUGUGUAAUGAACCAUCCACUCGAGUGGAUGUGGUGAACCUAGAGGAAGAACUAGACAAAAAGCUGCUGCAAAUGCGUGCCAUGGAGACUGGAAUCUGCCCCCUGAGAAGGCAGUUAUACACCGAGUGCUUUGAUGAGCUGAUCAGACAAGUGGUCCUCAUUUGUGCUUCGAGGGGUCUCUUGUUGCUGCGGAUAAGAGACGAGAUCCAGAUGACCAUUGCUGCCUAUCAGACGUUCUACGAGAGUAGUAUGGUUUUUGGCAUGAGAAAAGCUCUGCAUGAUGAACAGGAUAAGGUGGCCCUGAAGAACAGAAUUUCUGAUUUGGAAAAUUUAAAAGAGGAGCUGAAAGAGCAAUUGGAUCACCAAAGAAAGAAAUGUGUGGAAGUGGAAAAAAUGGCAGCUGAAAAACAGCAGGCGCAGGAAAAGAAGCACACGGAGGAGAUUCAGACCCUGAGGAAAAACAACCAGCAGCUCAAGAUCCAACUGGAGGGUUUCUUCACAACAAAGAAGUAACUUCACCGACAUGGAUUGAAUUGUACCAGCGCAAUGCUGAACAUCACUAAAUUUCUGUUUUGAGGGUGUUGCACUUGUGAAGUUACGUAGCUCUAAAGUUAAAAAGGUGAAAGUUAAUUAUCAACGUAAGAUGACGACGACUGACCUGAUGAGUUUAUCACAGCUUUCCACCUUUACAAUACUUUUUAAGGUGUUGCAGUACAUGAGUUUUGCAUUAGCAUUAUUCGUGCACCUGUAUAGAGACAAUGUGGCCACCUUUUAAAAAUGAGCAAUGACAGAAUUUACAGUCCCCUCCAAAAGUAUUUGAACGGCAAGGUCAAUUCCUUUGUUUUUGUUGUAAACUGAAGACAUAUGCGUUUCAGAUCAAAACAUGAAUAUGAGACAAAAUUUCAGAAUUCCAGCUUUUAUUUAAUAUUUACAUCUCGAUGUGUUCAACAACUCUGGACAGAGGACCUUUUGUUUGAAGCCACCCACUUUGCAAGUGAGCAAAUGUAUUGAAAUUAACUUAAAGUGAAUAAAUUAAUAUUUGGUGGUAUAACCCUUACUUGCAAUAAUUGAAUCAAGCCUGCGACCCCUUGACUUCACCAGACUGUUGCAUUCUUUAUUUAAAAUGCUUUUCCAUGCCUUAACUGCAGCCUCUUUCUGUUCUUGUUUGUUUCUGGGGCGGUUCUCCCUUCAGUCUCCUCUUCAGGAGGUAAAAAGCAUGCUCUAUUGGGUUAAGGUCUGGUGAUUGACUUGGCCAGUCUAAAGCCUUCCACUUUUCUCUCGAAGUCUUCUUCGAACACUGGAUUGUGAUACCUUCACCCCUGCCCUGUGGAGGUUGGCAGUGAUGUCACUUACUGUUGUCUGUGGGUGCUUCUUCACAGCUCUCACAGCUGUCAUCAACUGCUGUUGAUACCCUUGGCUAACCUGUUCGAUGUCUGUUGCUCAGUACACCAGUAGUUUCUUUCUUUUUCAGGACAUUCCAUAUUGUUGUAUUGGCUAUGACCAAUGUUUGUGCAACAGCUCUGAUCGAUUUUCCCUCUUCUCUCGGCUUCAAAAUAGUCUGCGUUUCUCCCGUAGACAGCUGUCUGGUUUUCAUGUUUGCUUAACAGCAAAUGCAGUUUUCACAGGUGAAACCGAAAGCCAAAAACAAGCAUCAAUCUAAAAGGCAACACCUGAGCAACUACAAACACCCAGUUCCAAUACUUUUGCUCACUUGAAAAGUGGGUGGCUUCAAACAAAAGGUGCUCUGUCCUGAGUUGUUUAACACAUCUGGAUGUAAAUACCAUGAAAUAAAAGAUGAAAUUAUGAACCUUUGUCUCAUAUUCAUCUUUUAAUCUGAAACCCAAAUCUCUACAAUAUACAGCAAAAACAAAGGAAUUGACUUUGCCGUUCCAAUACUUUUGGAGGGGACUGUAUGAGCGUAGAUUCAAAACCACUUUUACAAGAAACGAAUACUGUGAUAAUAGUAAUCGAUGAAUCUGACCAACAUAUGUUGCUCCUCAUUUACACAUACAGUUGAAACCAGAAGUUUACAUACAUAUAUAAAAGUACAUAGUAUUGAUUUGUUUGUCUGACAUCAAAUCAGACUAAACUUUUCCUGUUUUAGGUCAAUUAGGAUUACCAAAAUUACUGUUACUACUGUUAAUACUUCUAUUUGCUAAAUGCAGAAUAAUGGGGAUUUAUUUUUUUAAGAUACAUUUUCAUUACUUUUUUUCAGUCAGAAGCAUAUAUAUCAGUGAGAAGUGUAUUUUUAUAAUGUAUGUAAACAUCUGAUUUUAACCUUUUAACAAUCCAAGCAACGUUUACCUCGUCUGAAUGAUUCUUAUUUGCAUCUUUCCCUCAGACUCAUGUUCUCUUUUGAUGAUGACUUUGCGACACACAUUUUUUUGUGACUAAAACUACGUAAUUGGAUACAGAGCCUUAUUCAGCAGUUGUAGCUGUCACUUUGAUGCUGUCUUUUCCAGUAACAAUGAGUAACAGUAACAAUGAGUAACGAGUAAAUAUUACCAUAAAUCAAUCUUCUUGUGUUAUUCACAAACAUUGAUUUUAUACAUACUCUAUAUUCAAAUGGAAGUUUCCAGAUUUCCUUUGCUACAAUUUAUGUUCAUUUUAAAACGUUUUACUAAACAUUUAGCUCAAACAUGUCCUGGAAUCUUUUUGCGUCACCUAUUCUGUGUGAGCUCUACCUUGUACAUAUUUUAAAACAUGUUUUUACACCUACAUUUCCCUUUGUUAAUGAACUGACUUCCAUCAUUUUUAUUGUGUCAAAGGUGACCUUCACUGUGCACAAUUGUACCUAUACAAA